AUGAGUGCCGAGGGACUGAGCCGCUUCUUUACCGAAAACCUGACAGAAGAGGGAAGGAGCGACCUCAAUCAGUGGGAGGCAAAAACCCUUGAGUUCGCUCAGCGCGUCAACCGUGACGGUUGUGAAGGUGUGGCUUUCAUUACGAGUGGUGGCACGGCAGUUCCACUGGAGGUACACGCCGUACGUUUUGUCACUAAUUUCAGUUCUGGUGGGCGCGGGGCUGUGCUUGUAGAAGAGCUACUGGCUCGCGGUUGGGCAUGCAUUCUUCUUCGAAGCAAGACUUCUCAGCUCCCCUUCCGCCGUCUCGUCGACAACAUGACCACCGAGCAGUUUUUUGCAGAGUUGAAUGCACCACAGAAGUCUUGCGACGUCAGUGCAGCCAUAGAGGCUUACACCAAGUAUAAAAGUCGUUUCCUUGAAAUACCAUAUUACACAGUAGUAGAGUAUUUGUAUCUUUUCUCGUUACUCACAGGGACGCUUAGCCAUAGGGCAGAAUGUUUACGCCAAACACCGAUGAUGCUUUUGGCUGCUGCUGCUGUAUCGGAUUACUACAUCCCAGAAAGCCGCCUAUCGCACCAUAAAAUGAGUGGCGGAGAUGGGCUAACUAUUCAAUUUAACAACGUACCCAAAAUACUUGACCUCAUUAGUGAGGAGUGGCAUGGGUCGAGCCGUGCCGCCCCGCGAUAUCUCAUCACAUUCAAACUUGAAACUGAGGAAGAACAACUCAAAGCCAAGGCACUUAGGAAUCUUGGACUUUACCGUUGCGACGCUGUUGUGGCCAACAUGCUGCAAAAUUAUCGGGAACGGGUGCUGGUAUUUUGGAACGGAGAGGAGCAAAACCCAACACUCCUGCACCGGUCUCCAAACGGUUCCGUGGAAUCUCUCAUGAUUGAUCACGUGCUUCAACGCAUUAAAAACCAUGCGAAAGGGUGCGGUAUGCAGUACAAACUUGAGGGGAGGAGAAGAUGA
Molecule: messenger RNA, 969 nt
Organism: Trypanosoma brucei brucei TREU927
Lineage: Eukaryota; Euglenozoa; Kinetoplastea; Trypanosomatida; Trypanosomatidae
Exons: 1
Coding region: 1-969 (322 amino acids)
Biological process (GO): coenzyme A biosynthetic process
Cellular component (GO): nucleus; cytoplasm
Molecular function (GO): phosphopantothenate--cysteine ligase activity
Source: RefSeq, a predicted model, not a curated record